Molecule: messenger RNA, 13285 nt
Organism: Panicum virgatum (switchgrass)
Lineage: Eukaryota; Viridiplantae; Streptophyta; Magnoliopsida; Poales; Poaceae
Exons: 65
Coding region: 262-12972 (4236 amino acids)
Cellular component (GO): membrane
Source: RefSeq, a predicted model, not a curated record
CGUCCCGUCCCGUCCAGUCCGCCUCCUCCGUCGUCUUCCUCGCCACCUCCGCGCUCUCCACCCCCGGCCUCUCCGCUCCCAUCCCCCGCGGAAACCCUAACCCGCCCUCUCGGCCCCGUCGGCUCAUGACGGCACCCCGCCGCGCUCGAGGAGGAGGGAGAGGAUUCGCGACCGCGCCGCCGUCGCCGCCGCGAUAGCGCGCCCCCGGCCCCGCCAUCCCCGCGCUCGGCCCGCCCGCGGGUCGUUCCCGCAGCAACCGCCAUGUUCGAGGGCCACGUGCUGUAUCUGCUACGCAAAUAUUUGGGUGAAUAUGUUGAAGGGCUUUCUGUCGAAGCUCUUAGGAUAAGUGUCUGGAAAGGUGAUGUUGUUCUAAAAGACUUAAAACUUAAGGCUGAAGCACUCAAUUCUCUCCGGCUUCCAGUGACAGUGAAAGCUGGGUUUGUUGGCACCAUAACCUUAAAGGUCCCAUGGAAGAGCCUGGGUAAAGAACCAGUCAUUGUUCUUAUUGAUCGUCUAUUUGUUCUUGCUCAUCCUGCUCCUAACGGACAGACUAUAAAGGAAGAAGAUAGAGAAAAACUUUUUGAAGCCAAGCUUCAGCAGAUUGAGGCUGCAGAGGCAGCAACUCUUGAAGCAACAAGUAGGAACUCAAAAGGAGGACCUGUACCAGGUGGAAAUUCAUGGCUAUACAAUUUGAUAUCUACAAUUAUUGGUAAUCUUAAAGUAACCAUCAGUAACGUACACAUCAGAUAUGAAGAUUCUGUCAGCAAUUCUGGGCACCCGUUCGCGUCUGGUUUCACAUUAUCAAAACUUGCAGCCGUUACAGUGGAUGAGGAUGGUAAUGAGACAUUUGAUGCCGGUGUAGCCCUAGAUAAGCUGCGAAAGUCUGUCGAACUGCAUAGGCUGGCCAUCUACCAUGACUCCGACAGCAAACCUUGGAAGCUUAGUAAGAAAUGGGAAGAUCUAAAUCCUACUGAGUGGAGAGAGAUAUUCCAAGAUGGCAUUGAUGAUCACUCUGUAAAUUCCAUAUGGGCAGUAAAUCGGAACUACUUAGUUUCACCUAUAAAUGGAACUCUUAAAUAUAAACGACUUGGAAAGAAUGAAAGAGGGGAUCCAGAUACCCCUAUUGAGAAAGCCUCACUUGUCCUGAGUGAUGUUUCUUUAACUGUAACUGAGGCACAGUAUUAUGAUGGUAUUAAACUCUUGGAAACAUUCUCAAGGUUUAGAACACGUGUUGAUGUGUCUCACUUACGACCUAUUGUACCAGUAAAGGAAGAUCGUCGUGCUUGGUGGCGUUAUGCAAUGCUUGCUGGUCUGCGACAAAAGAAACUAUGCUAUUGGUUCUCAUGGGAGAGAACUAGGCACCUCUGCCAGCUUCGUCGCCGUUAUGUUCAAUUGUAUGCUACCCUGUUGCAACAAGCUCCUAAUGUUGAUAUUUCUGAAAUUCGGGAGAUAGAGAAAAUUCUAGACACGAAGGUCAUAAUACUUUGGAGGUUGUUGGGACACGCCAAGGUUGAGACAGUGAAAUCAAAGGGAACACUACAUAGAAAAGGCGCCUCAAAGAAAAGAUGGUGGCCUUUUGGAUGGAACUCGGCUGGUUUACCUUGUGACGAAGCUACAAAUCAAGAACCACAGUUAGAUGAAGAGGAGCAGCUGACCAAAGAAGAGUGGCAGGCUAUUAAUAAGUUGUUGAGUUACCAAACUGAUGAAGAUCUGUCUUUCCCUGUUGAGAAGGUUUCCCCAAAUAUGAUUCAAUUUGUGAUGGAUGUAUCUAUUGGCCAGGCUGGUGCAAGGAUUAUCAAUAUUGAUCGAACUGAGGUUUUAUGUGGUAGAUUUGAGCAGCUUCAGGUUGUCACUAAGUUGUAUCCGAAGAGCACAAGAUGUGGUGUAACUUUGAAAUAUUGUGGUCUAUCUUCUCCAGAAGGUUCUCUUGCUCAGAGUGUUGUUAGUGAAGGAAAGAACAAUGCUCUUGAUGUCAGUUUUGUACGUGCGCCAAUUGGUAUGGACCUUGAUUGGCAGCUCAUAGCAAAGAUAUCACCCUGCCAUGUUACGUUUCUGAAGGGGAGUUAUGAACGUUUUCUAGAAUUCAUUAAGCGAAGCAAUGCUGUUAGCCCAACAGUGACUAUGGAAACAGCAACUGCUCUACAGAUCAAGUUGGAGCAGGUCACACGAAGAGCUCAGGAGCAGCUUCAGAUGGUAUUAGAGGAACAAAGCAGAUUUGGACUUGAUAUUGAUCUGGAUGCCCCAAAAGUUAGGAUUCCCUUGACUGCUAAUGAACCUACAGUGGGCAACGAGUACUUUGUUCUGGAUUUUGGCCAUUUUACAUUGCAUACGAGAGAUGGUAUGUGUGACGAAGAAAGACAGAGUCUCUACUCACGCUUUUAUAUUGCUGGGAGGGAUAUGGCUGCUUUCUUUAUUUGUGAUUUAGCCCAAGAGAUAUACUCAAUACCUAAAAAUUUAGGCCAAGAUAUCCUCCCAGGACAUACCUCUCAUGAUAAUCAGUUCAGUUCUCUUCUUGAUCGCUGUGGAAUGUCAGUGAUAAUUGACCAGAUCAAAGUUCCACAUCCGGAUUAUCCAUCAACUCGUGUUUCUUUUCAAGUACCCAAUCUGGAUAUUCACUUCUCACCGAAAAGGUACGGCAAGAUUGUCGAACUUCUUGGUGUACUUAACCAUCUGAAGGGAGGCAAUAAUGAAGUUUCAGAUAGCCAAAAAAGUGGUAGCCUGCUGCCUUGGUAUCCUGCUGAUCUAGCUGCUGAUGCUAGAACUUUGGUUUGGAGGGGCCUUGGCUAUUCGCAAGCUGGAUGGCAUACUUGCUAUAUUGUAUUAUCUGGGAUGUAUCUUUAUAUUUUAGAGUCAGAACUGUCCCAGAAUUACCAACGGUGUUGUAGCAUGGCUAAUCGACAAGUAUUUGAGGUGCCACCAACUAGUGUUGGUGGGUCUCUUUACAGUAUUGGUGUGUGUUCUAGAGGUGCAGACACGAAAAAGGCACUAGAAUCGACCAACACACUUGUAAUUGAAUUCCGUAACGAAAUUGAGAAGGCUGAUUGGAUGAAAGCACUUGUCCAGGCAACUUAUCGGGCUUCUGCCCCUCCUGAUGUUAACAUAUUAGGAGACCCUGUCAGCCCUCCAGAAUCAAGUACUCCAAGGCUGAGUAGCUUGGGAUCAGUGGAUCUUGUUGUGAAUGGCUCUGUUAUUGAAACUAAACUUUCAAUGUAUGGAAAGUUGGACAGAAAGAGCAAAGAUCCACAAGAGCUUCUAAUGUUAGAGCUCCUUGGAUAUGGAGCCAAGGUUAAUGUUGUUCAAUCUUCUCGUGGUCUUAGUGUGAAAACAAAAUUGCAUUCGCUGAAAAUCAAGGACGAGCUACAAGGUCGUCUUUCCAUGUCUUCAAAGUAUCUAGUAUGCUCUGUAAUUGAUGAAAGUGUGGAAGAUACCUGUUCUGGUACACCUGACAAAGAGGGCGACCUAAACACCUUUUCUGUGGAUGAGGAUUCUUUCAUGGAUGCACUGGCGGAUUUUACUUCGGAUCAAAACUGUAAUUUGCAUGACUAUGAAAUUCCUAACUUGGUUUCUGAUGCAAAUGAUCAUACUGCAACGUGUUCAAAGGAUGGUUUAUGGUUGGAAGGGGAUGAGCAGAAAGUGAAUCCUACUGAAAUAUUUUAUGAGGCACAAGACAAUAAUGUGACAGAUUUCGUUGUUCUUACAUUUUUGAGCAGGAGUCCUGAUUCUUGUCUUUAUGAUGGUAUUGAUUCACAGAUGAGUAUUCGUAUGUCCGCUCUGGAAUUCUACUGUAACAGACCCACACUUGUUGCUCUCAUGGAGUUUGGAUUUGACCUUAGUACAGUUAAUUCUGUGCCAAGAAAUAGUCCUGAUAUGGCACCUGCAACACAGAUUGUGAAACCAUCAGAGAAGGAAGAUGGUGCUUCCACCAUUGUAAAAGGAUUGUUAGGUUAUGGGAAACGUCGAACCAUUUUCAACAUUAAAAUGGAUGUGGAUCGGGUAUCAAUGUUUCUUAACAAGGAAGAUGGUUCUCAGCUUGCAAUGUUUGUGCAAGAGAAAUUUCUGUUUGAUCUGAAGGUUCAUCCAGGUUCCUUUUCAAUUGAUGGUAUGCUGGGAAAUAUGAGAUUUUGCGACAUGUCUCUUGGGCCAGAUCAUCGCUGGGGUUGGCUUUGCGAUAUACGGAAGCCUGGUGUUGAGUCGCUUAUAAAGUUCACGUUCCAGUCAUACAGUGUUGAUGAUGAAGACUUUGAAGGGCACAAUUACAGUUUGACUGGGCAGCUUUCAGCUGUCCGUAUUGUCUUCCUCUACCGUUUUGUUCAAGAGUUCACUUCUUACUUUAUGGAGCUGGCAACCCCUCAUACUGAAGAAGCAAUUAAGUUUAUUGAUAAAGUUGGAGGUCUUGAGUGGUUAAUUCAGAAGUAUGAAAUAGAUGGUGCUUCUGCUAUAAAGCUGGAUCUUUCACUUGACACACCCAUAAUCAUUGUUCCAAAGAAUUCUCAGAGUAAAGAUUAUAUACAAUUUGAUCUUGGACAAUUAAAAGUAAGGAAUGAGUUCAGUUGGCAUGGAGGUGAAGAGACUGAUCCUUCUGCUGUAAGGCUUGAUGUUCUCCAUGCAGAGAUAAAUGGAAUCAACAUGGCGGUUGGAGUAAAUGGAACUUUAGGAAAGUGUAUGAUUCGGGAUGGUCAUGGCAUUAAUGUAGAGGUGCGACGUAGCCUGCGGGAUAUCUUCCGAAAGGUCCCGAUACUAUGUAUGAAAGUUCAGAUAGGAUUGCUUCAUGCUGUCAUGUCAGAUAAGGAAUACAAUGUGAUCACAAACUGUAUUUCAACAAAUUUAUCAGAGACGCCUAACCUUCCCCCAAGUUUUCGUGAAAAUGUGAACCGGACGAAGGAGUCUAUUCGUCUACUUGCAGAUAAAGUCAACCUUAGUAACCAUCCAGUGCUUUCACGUACCGUUGUUGUCAUGACUGUUGAUGUUCAGUAUGCGUUGCUUGAUCUUCGCAAUGGCCCAGAUGCAGGGUCUCCUCUGGCAAAGCUUGCUCUAGAAGGUCUAUGGGUAUCUUACAGGACAACUUCAAUGCUUGAAAUGGAUCUAUAUUUGUCUAUACUUAAAUUCUCCAUACAUGAUAUCCGUCCAGAUACAAAGUCUGAGAUGCGUCUGAUGCUAGGAUCUUAUUCAGAGACUGCUAACCUGUGUGCUGAGGACUCUUUAACUAAUGUGGGGGUUUCGAACCUCACAAUGCUGAUACUGGAUUAUCGUUGGCGUUCUUCCUUCCAAUCAUUUGUUAUAAGGAUUCAGCAGCCUCGUAUACUUGUUGUCCUGGAUUUUCUGCUUCCUGUUGUUGAAUAUUUUGUGCCUUCCUUAGGCACAAUAACUGGCAGAGAGGAAAGUCUGGACCCAAAGAAUGAUCCUCUUAUGAGGUCUGAUGAUAUUAUACUUUCCGAGCGUGUUUUCUUGCAAAGGGAAAAUGUUAUUCAACUCUCUCCUGGAAGGCAGCUCAUAGUUGAUGGUCGUGACAUUGAUGAGUUCAUUUAUGAUGGCUGUGGAGGCACUAUAUCGUUAUGCGAGGAAUUUGAUAACAAAGGCCAGCUAUACUCAGGGACUAUAAUCAUAAUUGGGCGUGGUAAAAGGCUUCGAUUCAAAAAUGUUAAAAUUGAGUGCACCGUUAUUUUGAUGCCAGACUUACACCUAGAUUGUUCUUUGUAUGGUCCAUACAAGAAUGGUGCCCUUCUUAGACGAUGUGUAUAUUUGAACACUGGAAGCAGCUAUUCAAUCGCUGCUGAAGAUGGUGUUGAAGUUUCUGUGUUAGAAAGUUCUUUCGGUAAUGAUGAUGACCUUUUGACACUUGAAGAUCAUAACAAAAGAACUCUCCAGAAUGCCAACGAUGCUCCUGCAAACCAAAUGCUGAAUUUUACAUUUGAAGCUCAGGUUGUAUCUCCGGAAUUUACCUUUUAUGACAGUUCAAAGUUAUCAAUGGAUGAUUCCUUGCAUAUUGAGAAGCUUCUUCGGGCCAAGAUGGAUUUCAGUUUUAUGUAUGCUUCAAAAGAAAAGGAUAUCUGGGCUCGAUCAGUUGUUAAGGACCUUACAGUUGAAGCUGACUCUGGUCUUCUUAUUCUUGAACCUGUAGAUGUUUCAUGGAAAUAUACUUCAGUCAAUGAAAAGACAAACAUAGUGUUGACAUCGACAGAUGUUUGCAUCCAUCUUUCACUGAAUGUUGCCUCUCUUAUUCUUAAACUGCAAAACCAAACUCUUGCAGCUUUGCAGUUUGGUAAUAUUAGCCCAUUGAUUUCUUGCACAAACUUUAAUCGAGUUUGGAGCUCACCACAAGGCGACCUACCUGGCUACAACCUCACCUUCUGGAGGCCACAAGCUCCCUCAAAUUAUGUGAUUUUGGGUGAUUGUGUGUCCUCGAGAUCUGUGCCACCAUCUCAGGUCGUGGUUGCUGUAAGUAAUACUUAUGGUCGUGUACGGAAACCUCUUGGAUUUAGGCUUCUUCGUGUAUUGCCUGGUUCGCUAGAUCUCAUUGAUUCUCCUCAGUCAACUGAAGAAAACGAGUGUUCCAUCUGGAUUCCGGUGCCACCACCUGGAUAUUUAGCUCUAGGAUGUGUGGUAAAUAUAGGAAGGCUGCCACCUUCGAACCAUGUAGUGUACUGCCUUCGUUCAGAUCUUGUGACUUCUGCAACAUUUUCAGAUUGUAUACACACUAUCUCAUCUGGUUCUGGCAGAAUAAUCUCUGGAUUUAGCAUUUGGCGUGUGGAUAAUGUGAUUGCUUCGUUCUACGCACAUUCUUCUACAGAACAACCCACUAGAACAGAAGCCCUUGAUUUGCACCAUGUUCUUCUUCGGAAUCCAAAUUGCUACAUUGUUAAAGAUCUAAAUGCAGAUUCACCUGUUGAAAAUGACCAGUCUUCUGAUCAAUUAACUCACCACCGCAAGGGUACGUCUGGAUGGGAUGUGCUUCGCACUUUGUCAAGACCAAGUACCUAUUGUGUGUCUACUCCACACUUUGAAAGAAUAUGGUGGGAUAAAGGCAAUGAGACCAAGAAGCCAUUUUCUAUAUGGAGGCCAUUACCUCGUUUUGGCUUUGCUUCAGUUGGUGACUGUGUAACUGAAGGGUUUGAACCGCCUACUCUUGGCAUUCUGUUUAAAUGUGACACGGUUGUUUCUGAGAGGCCUGUACAGUUUACUAGAGUGGCACAAAUUGAUAGGAAAGGCCUGGAUGAAAUAUUCUUCUGGUAUCCAGUGCCACCUCCCGGAUAUGCUUCCCUAGGAUGUAUAGUGACAAAAACAGAUGAAAUGCCAAGCAAGGACUCCAUUUGCUGCCCUAAAUCGAGUUUAGUUAGCCAAGCGAAUAUUGCAGAGGAUCCUAUCACCAGGUCUUCUAGCUCAAAGGGUCCUAACUGCUGGAGCAUUUGGAAAAUUGAAAAUCAGGGAUGUACUUUCCUUGCAAGGCCUGAUGUGAAAAAGCCAUCAGCACGACUGGCAUACCGUAUUGCUGACGCUGACCAUGCGAAGCCCAAGGCACGUGAAAAUAUUACUACAGAGUUGAAGCUGGGAUGUUUGUCAGUCAGCAUCCUUGACAGCUCUUGUGGAAUGGUAACGCCACUUUUUGACACUACAAUAGCAAAUAUAAAUCUUGCAACACAUGGAAGAUUUGAAACAAUGAACGCUGUAUUGAUCUGUUCUAUUGCUGCAUCGACAUUCAAUAGACACUUGGAGGCAUGGGAACCCUUAAUUGAGCCAUUUGAUGGGAUAUUCAAGUUUGAAACAUAUGAUACCAGUGAGCACCCUCCUUCAAAAGUUGGUAAGAGGAUUCGUGUUGCCGCAACAAGUCCUCUAAAUGCCAAUCUGAGCUCUGCAAAUCUUGAGCUUCUUAUAGAAACUUUAAUUUCAUGGAGAAGACAGAUUGAUCUAGAAAAAGAUUCAUCAAUGAAAAAUGGGGACACUGUCGGAAAUAUGAAAAAAGCUGAAGAUUCUUCCUGCUCUGCUUUGAAUGAAGAGGAUUACCAGAGAGUAGUUUUUGAGAACAAAUUAGGAUGUGAUGUUUAUCUUAAGAAAUUAGAAGACACUGAAAACAUUAUUGAGCUCUUACAGAAUGAUAGUAAAGUUUCACUGUUGAUGCCACCUCCCAGGUUUUCUGAUAAACUAAAUGUAUUAUCCAAUGCUACAGAAUCAAGAUAUUAUGUUGUCAUACAGAUCUUCGAGUCCAAGGGCUUGCCUAUCAUAGAUGAUGGCAAUGGUCAUAGCUAUUUCUGUGCUUUACGCUUACUUAUUGGAAGUAAUGCUUCUGAUCAGCACAAAGUAUUCCCACAGAGUGCCAGAACAAGAUGUGUAAAACCUGUGAGAACUAGUGAGUUACGGACUCAUUAUGCUAAGUGGAAUGAGCAUUUUAUAUUUGAAGUUCCAGAACAGGCCUCAGCUAAUUUAGAGAUUGAGGUAACAAAUCUUGCAUCAAAAACUGGGAAAGGUGAAGUACUUGGUUCUUUGUCAAUCCCAAUUGGACGAGGAGCAACAAUGUUGAAACGAGCUCCUUCAAUGAGGAUCCUUCAGCAAGCUUCUGAUGUUAAACGAGUACUAACAUGUCCUCUUACAAAGAAGGGUCAGGUACCUAAUUAUGAAGACAGGAAAAACUGUGGUGUUUUGGUCCUCUCAAGCUGUUAUGUAGAACGACCUACUCAUUCAAACUUCCAGAGCAUGAAAGACAGCAUAAACCAUGCAGACAGUAACUUCUGGAUUGGACUUAGCCCAGAUGGUCCAUGGGAAAGCUUUACUGCAGCUUUGCCGGUGACAGUCCUUCCAAAAUCGCUUAACAAUAACCAUUUUGCAUUUGAGGUCAGCAUGAGGAAUGGAAAGAAACAUGCAACCUUGAGAGGUCUUGCAGUUAUUGCUAAUGAUGCUGACAUUAAACUUGAAGUAUCUUUAUGUCCGGUAAACAAGCUUAAUUGCUCUAUGCCGAAUACUAGAUCAGUGAGUUCCACCAAUUCUAUUGAUGAAGUAUUUGAAAAUCAGUGGUACCGACCAAUUAUGGGCUGGGGACCUAACCCCUCGAGUGAUUAUGCAAAUGACUUAAAGCAAUGGAGCACAAGGAACUGUUCGUACUCAUCAAAGGUAUUUUUUGAGCCUAAUCUUCCAUCAGGUUGGAGAUGGACGUCACCAUGGAAAAUUGAAAAGUCAAAUUUUGUAGAUAAUGAUGGAUGGGCAUAUAGUGCUGAUUUUCAAAACUUGAAUUGGCCGUCAUCCUCUUGGAAAUCUUCUAAAUCACUACAUGACUUUGUGAGGAGAAGGCGUUGGGUACGUUCGAGACAAAAAUUGCAAGAACAGGGUGCGGAAAUUCCUAGGAAAAUACUUGGUACUGUCAGUCCUCAUUCAUCUACUGCAUUGCCUUGGACAGCGAUGAUUAGGGAUAUGGAUCUGUGCUUGCAAGUCCGUCCGUAUUCUGAAAAAUCAGAGGAACCUUACAGCUGGAGCCAGGUUUGUUCUCUAGGUUCUGAGAGCGUACCUAAGCAGCAGCAGCAGUCUUCACUUUCUAGGCCAAGCACCUUAAACCAGUCGACAGCAUCAUCAGGGAAUUCCUUUCUUAAGCUUGCUGAACUUGAGAAAAAGGAUGUGCUUUCAUAUUGUCAUCCUCCUGUUGGCAAUGAAAGAUAUUUCUGGUUUAGUGUUGGAAUCGAUGCUUCUGUCGUUCAUACAGAUUUGAAUGUGCCUGUUUACGAUUGGAGAAUUUCUUUCAAUUCAAUCCUUAGACUUGAAAAUAAGCUUCCGUAUGAAGCUGAAUAUGCUAUUUGGGAGGUUUCCACUAAAGGUAAUAUGGUUGAAAGGCAGCAUGGUAUGGUCCCGUCAGGUGGAAGUGUAUUUAUCUAUUCAGCAGAUAUACGGAAACCUAUUUAUCUCACGUUAUUUCUCCAAAAUGGUUGGAUUUUAGAAAAGGAUGCUAUAUUGAUAAUGGAUUUGUUGUCCUUGGAACAUGUUUCUUCUUUCUGGAUGGUUCAGAAACAAAGCCAAAGGAGACUACGUGUAAGUGUUGAGCAUGACCUAGGAGCAAGUGAUGCUGCACCAAAGACGCUGAGAUUAUUUGUUCCUUACUGGAUAAAAAACCAUUCUUCAAUUCCACUAUCUUAUCGCAUUGUGGAAGGGGAACCAACAGAAAGCUCAGAUGCAGACUCACUUAGUAGACCAGAAUCACUAAGUAGAGUGGCUAAAUCUUCAAAAUUUUCCCUUAAGUAUUCUUCAAAGUCCCUUGUCAGAAGAGGCACAAUGUCGAGAAAUAUGCAAGUACUGGAAGUUAUUGAAGAUUGUGGCACAAACUAUGUGAUGCUAUCGCCACAGGAUUACUUGAACCGGUCUGCUGGUAUGCGCUCUGAGUCCAGGGAUAACAAUUUCAGCUCAGCUCGAGUUGCAAUAUCUGUGGCUGUUGGUAGUUCCACACAGUACAGUAUAGGAGUGUCUCUUUUCGAGCUUGAGAACAAGGAGCAUGUUGACAUCAAAGCAUACGCUUCUGAUGGCUCAUAUUACUGGUUCUCCGCUCAAUUGAAGAUGGCUUCAGAUAGAACAAAGGUGGUAAAUUUUCUGCCACAAGCACUUCUUAUCAAUAGAAUUGGGAGGAAUAUUUUUCUAUCUGAGUAUCAUAAUGAGGCUGAGGAGCCCUUGCUGUCAUAUGAACCUCCAAAAGUAUUUCAAUGGCGAUCGGAAUUUGGAUGUGAACUUUUAAAGUUGCGGCUGGAGGGAUACAAAUGGAGUACACCUUUUAGCAUAAAUGCCCAUGGAGUUAUGUGUGUGCUCAUGAACAGUAUUACAGGAAAUCAUCAAACUUUUGUGAGGGUAAAUGUUAGAAGCGGAACAAAAUGUUCACGCUAUGAAGUUGUAUUUCAGCUUGAUUGCUGGUCCAGCCCAUACAGGGUGGAGAAUCGCUCCAUGUUCUUGCCUAUACGGUUUCGGCAGGUCGGUGGUGAUGAUUAUUCAUGGCGUAGUCUGCCUCCAAAUUCAUCAGCUUCCUUUUUCUGGGAAGAUCUCAGCAGGAAGCGUCUAUUGGAAGUAUUGGUUGAUGGAACUGACCCUAUGAACUCCAUGACAUAUGACAUUGAUGUUGUUAUGGAUCACCAGCCACUGACGAAUUCAAGUGCUCUUAAGAAGGCUUUACGUGUCACUGUUUUGAAGGAGGGGAAAUUGCGUGUUACCCAAAUUAGUGAUUGGCUGCCAGAUAGUCGAAAUCGGGGACAGAUAAUUGAAAGGAUAUUAUCACCAAUCUUUCAACCAUCAGAGGUCGACUAUGGGCAGUCAUCUCCAGAUCUGGAUAGUGAAUUCCAUGUUACUUUGGAACUAAUGGAGCUGGGCAUUUCUGUAAUUGACCAUAUGCCUGAGGAAGUUCUUUACCUCUCAGUGCAGCAACUAUUAGUUGCAUACUCAUCUGGAAUGGGCUCCGGAGUAAAUCGGCUCAAAAUGCAGAUGCACUGGUUUCAAAUAGACAAUCAAUUGCCAUUUGUUCCUAUGCCUGUCCUUUUCUGUCCUCAAAAGCUUGAGAAUCAGUCAGAAUACGUUUUCAAGUUUUCUGUGACAGUGCAGACCAAUAAUUCUCUAGAUUUUUGUGUCUAUCCAUAUGUUGGUGUGCAGGUUCCUGAGAGUUGUGUGUUUUUUGUUAACAUACAUGAACCAAUCAUUUGGCGCCUCCACGAGAUGAUUCAACACCUCAAAUUUGAUAGGAUAUAUAGCAGCCAACCUUCAGCUGUUUCAGUGGACCCUAUACUGAAAAUUGGCCUUUUGAACAUCUCUGAGAUUCGAUUUAGAGUGUCAAUGGCAAUGUCCCCUAGCCAAAGGCCAAGGGGAGUUCUUGGGUUCUGGUCGUCCUUGAUGACUGCAUUGGGAAACAUGGAGCAUAUGCCGGUGCGUAUAGCUCAAAGGUACCGAGAGGAAUUGUGCAUGCGGCAAAGUGCACUUACGAACUCAGCUAUAUCUAACAUUCAAAAGGAUCUUCUUAGCCAACCUCUUCAACUACUUUCUGGUGUUGACAUUCUUGGUAAUGCUAGUAGCGCUUUGAGUAACAUGAGCAAGGGUAUAGCAGCACUGUCUAUGGACAAGAAAUUCAUUCAGAGCCGAAUGAGACAGGAUAGCAAAGGUGUGGAAGACUUUGGUGAUGUCAUAAGAGAUGGAGGUGGUGCUCUUGCAAAAGGCAUCUUCAGAGGUGUCACAGGCAUAUUGACAAAGCCCAUAGAGGGUGCAAAAUCUUCCGGUGUUGAGGGUUUUGUUCAAGGAGUUGGAAAGGGAAUAAUUGGCGCAGCUGCACAACCAGUUAGUGGAGUUCUUGAUCUUUUAUCAAAAACUACUGAAGGUGCCAAUGCCGUAAAAAUGAAAAUAUCGUCAGCUAUAAUGGCUGAGGAACAAUUGCUGCGUAAGCGUCUCCCUCGGGCUAUUGGUGGUGAUAGUUUGCUCUAUCCUUAUGACGAGCAUAAAGCAACUGGUCAGGCUAUCUUGCAUCUAGCUGAAUGUGCUACAUUCCUUGGUCAAAUUGACAUUUUUAAAAUCCGUGGAAAGUUUGCUUCUACUGAUGCUUAUGAGGAUCAUUUUGUACUUCCUAAGGUGAAGAUUCUUUUAGUUACUCACAGAAGAGUACUAUUGCUUCAGCUACCAUUGAUGACUCAGCGUAAGUUCAAUCCUGCAAAGGAUCCUUGCUCAGUAAUCUGGGAUGUGUUAUGGGAUGAUCUGGUAACGGUGGAGAUGACCCAUGGGAAAAAAGACCCUCCAGGAUCCUUGCCUUCAAAGCUUAUUUUGUACUUGAAAGCUAAACCUUCAAACUCGAAGGAAGUUGUUCGGUUGGUCAAGUGUAACCGUGGUUCAGAUCAAGCAACUGUCAUUUACUCUGCAAUUGACAAAGCUUAUAAAGCUUACGGUCCAAAUUCAGUGAAGGAAUUAUUGAGAUGGAAGGUGCCAAGACCAUAUGCCCCACGCAGUAAUAGCAGUCGAAGUUCCCAAGACUUGACAUUUGGUUAAAAGAUCGACAGAUUCCGUUAUUCCAAAUUUGUAGAAAAUUAUAUUAUGGAUAUGUGUUAAUAGUAUGAUACAACCAACACACUUCUAGAUUGAAGGUAUUUUAGGUUCCCGCCUUGUUAACAUAAGUGGCAGUUUGUUAGGUUUUCUGCGUUGCAUUGCUUGUACAUAGUUUUUCAGGUGGCGCCGAUAUGGUGAUGUAAAUGACGACCAUAUCUGUGAUAAAAAAUUUUCUAAUACUGCACCAUUUAUGGCUACUGUUCUUGAUGCAAAAGAUCGUGCUCCUUCAUGAAAUAUCUUUACCCUUACCCACCUA